AUGGCAGGAGCUUUGGUCGACGUCAAGCCUACGCCGAUCCUGAAGGAGGAGCUUGACAUCGUGAUCCCGACGAUUCGAAACCUGGACUUCUUGGAGAUGUGGAGGCCGUUCUUCGAGCCCUAUCACCUGAUCAUAGUCCAGGACGGUGACCCGUCGAGGACCAUCAAGGUCCCAGAUGGCUUCGACUAUGAGCUCUACAAUCGAAACGACAUCAACCGUAUUCUGGGUCCCAAGGCCUCUUGCAUUUCCUUCAAGGACUCUGCUUGCCGCUGCUUUGGCUACUUGGUCUCUAAGAAGAAGUACAUCUUUACCAUUGACGACGAUUGCUUUGUUGCCAAAGACCCAUCUGGGAAAGAGGUCAAUGCACUCGAACAACAUAUAAAAAACCUGCUAAAUCCGUCAACUCCUCUAUUUUUCAACACUCUUUAUGAUCCAUACAGAGAAGGCGCAGACUUUGUCCGUGGAUAUCCUUUUAGUCUCCGUGAGGGUGUCCCUACCGCUGUUUCUCAUGGCCUCUGGCUCAACAUCCCUGACUAUGAUGCUCCCACCCAGCUUGCCAAACCUCUAGAAAGGAACACCAGGUUUGUUGAUGCAGUUCUGACCAUACCCAAGGGAACUCUAUUUCCUAUGUGUGGUAUGAACUUGGCAUUCAACCGUGAACUGAUUGGACCAGCAAUGUACUUUGGACUCAUGGGUGAUGGUCAGCCAAUUGGAAGAUAUGAUGAUAUGUGGGCUGGCUGGUGUAUGAAGGUUAUAUGCGACCAUUUGGGAUAUGGUGUCAAGACUGGUCUGCCCUACAUAUGGCACAGCAAAGCCAGCAAUCCAUUUGUUAACCUAAAAAAGGAGUACAAUGGUAUAUUCUGGCAAGAAGAGCUGAUCCCCUUCUUCCAAUCUGCGGUCCUUACAAAAGAAUGCACCACUGUUCAGCAGUGCUACAUCGAACUCUCUAAGCAAGUCAAGGCUAAGCUUGGCAAGAUUGACCCAUACUUCCUUAAGCUGGCAGAUGCCAUGGUUACUUGGGUAGAAGCUUGGGAUGAACUUAACGGAAAAGUAGAUGUUGAUCAACAGUAA
This is a messenger RNA of Prunus armeniaca (apricot), 1071 nucleotides long. NCBI's taxonomy places the organism in Eukaryota, Viridiplantae, Streptophyta, Magnoliopsida, Rosales, Rosaceae. The record is from the annotation of a GenBank genome assembly.